Messenger RNA from Malaya genurostris, 3192 nucleotides. RefSeq lists its product as uncharacterized. The coding region runs from base 1 to 3192 and encodes 1063 amino acids. The record is from RefSeq and is a predicted model, not a curated record. Lineage: Eukaryota; Metazoa; Arthropoda; Insecta; Diptera; Culicidae. The transcript has 4 exons. Gene Ontology annotation, molecular function: catalytic activity; nucleic acid binding; zinc ion binding.
AUGGAAGUAAUCGAAAUCGAAGUUGAGAAAGAAGUGACAAAUCCGUUUGUCAAGAGUGGCUUGGUGAGGACACCGCCGCCGCAAACCCAGCAGGUGCAAAAGCAGCACACGAACGAGCAGCAGGCUCAGCAGCAGGGUCAGCAGCAGUAUAGCGCGUGGACGAAACCACCACAACCACCGAGGGUAGAGGCAGCGAAAAAGUUGGUGGACGAGCUGCACGAAUAUGUGGAUAAGAGAAGUAACGUGCACAAAGACAUCAAGGCGUUGGUGAUUAAGCUCCAAGGCGCUCUUGGUUCUGCUGUAAAGGAGUGGAAAAACGUAGUGCAGAGAGCAGAAGCUGGGGAGAAGGAGUUGUUAGCGGCGAAAACUGCUUUAGAGGCACGUCGCGCAGCGCAAAUGCAAAGGGCAGAAGCCGACACAGUUACGAGGGAGGUCAACACGGCGAGUAGUGUUCACCCUGGGGUGCAGUCCACGCCCUUCUUCACACCAAAGAGGCCAAGGGCAUCGCCUGGAGAUGUUAGACCAGGUGGUCCCAAGAGACACAAGGAUGCCCGUGUCACUGGAGCUAAACUACCACCAGAAGCAACCGACGCGGUAAACAGCCGCACUGAAAGGCAGGUCGUCGGCAAAAAAAAGGAGAAAGCGAGCAAAAAAAACCCGCCCAAAAAACGUAAGGUCGUCAGGACGAGGAAUAAGAGCGAGGCUCUCAUCGUCAAAGCGAGCGACGACUCGUACGCCGAAGUCCUACGCGCUAUGCGGAUGAACCCGGAUCUUAAGGAGCUAGGGGAAGACGUGCAAAAGGUCAGGCGCACUCGUAAUGGUGAGAUGCUUCUAGAGCUGAAAAGAAACCCCAAAACAGGCAGCAUCUCGUACAAGGAGCUUACCGAGAAAGCCCUCGGAAACAAGGUGGAAGUAAGAGCCUUGUGCCCGGAAGCGACUCUCCGGUGUAAAGAUCUGGACGAGAUUACUACGGAGGAGGAGGUAAAAUUAGCCCUGAAGGAGCAAUGCGAGCUAGGAGAGGUCCAGAUGACCAUCCGUAUCAGGAAUGGACCUGACGGCACCAAGGUAGCCUUAAUUAAGCUGCCAGUAGAUGCAGCUAAUAAAGCGUUGAAAGUGGAGAAAAUAUGUGUGGGUUGGUCUGUGUGUCCACUGAGCGUUUCCCAGCUACCGGACGUGUGCUUCAAGUGUCUGGGUUUUGGUCACUUCGCACGGAACUGUCAAGGGCCGGAUAGGAGCAAACUAUGCAGAAGGUGUGGCGAGGAAGGUCACAAGGCAAAGGAUUGCACGAAGCCUCCGAAAUGCCUAAUUUGCGCUGCCACGGGGGAUAACAAACAUCCUACAGGCGGUAGCAGAUGCCCGGCCUUCAAACGAGCGAGUGCAACGAAGUCCCAGUGGAGAUGCGAUGUUGCGAUAAUUUCGGAGCCAUACCAAAUUCCACCCGGAGAUGGAAACUGGACAUCAGACGGAGCCAAAACAGCAGCGAUAUGGGCAGUGGGAAAAUACCCCAUUCAAGAAGUGGUGCACUGCGCAGAUGAAGGGUUUGUUAUAGCCAAAAUCAACGGAGUCUUCAUAUGUAGUUGUUAUGCACCUCCACGAUGGACGAUCGAACAGUUCAACCGGAUGUUGGACAAACUAACGGAAGAGCUAACCGACCGAAGACCAGUAGUAGUAGCUGGUGACUUCAAUGCCUGGGCGGUCGAAUGGGGCAGCCGCCUCACGAACUCAAGGGGAAGCAGUCUUCUGGAGGCCCUAGCUAAGCUGAACGUAGAUCUUGCCAACGACGGUACCACUACCACCUACCGUAAGGAUGGUAGAGAGUCCAUCAUAGAUGUCACUUUCUGCAGCCCGGGUAUGAUAAGGAGCAUGCACUGGAGAGUGUGCGAAGAAUACACCCACAGCGAUCACCAAGCGAUCCGGUAUUGUGUUGGACGCGACUCGCAGGUGGAAUCAAGCAGAACGCAGUUUGGUGAGCGAAAGUGGAAAACAGCGAACUUUAACAAGGACGUAUUUGUGGAAGCACUGAGGCUCGAGCGCAACACAAUAAACCUCAGCGCGGAAGAGCUGACUGCAACACUAUCACGUGCGUGUGAUGCAACCAUGCCUAGAAUGGGAAAACCCAGAAAUGGGCGACGUCCGGCGUACUGGUGGAAUUCGACGAUCGCUGACCUGCGGACACGUUGUCUACAUGCCAGGAGAAGGAUGCAGAGAGCUAGAAACAGCGGCGAAAGGGAGGAAAGAAGGUUGCCCUAUAGAAUAGCAAGAGCCGCACUCAACAAGGCAAUCAGGCUCAGCAAGAAAGAGUGUUUAGAAGAGCUGAACAACAACGCCAACGAGAAUCCGUGGGGUAAUGCCUAUAAGAUGGCCAUGGCAAAGAUGAAAGGUCCAGCAGUUCCACCGGAUAGGUGCCCGGAAAGGAUGAAAACUAUUAUCGAGACCCUGUUCCCGAAGCAUGAGCCUACGAUAUGGCCGCCAGUACUGUACGACGUACAGGAUGUCCGCGGCGACGAAAUCCGAGUAUCAAACGAGGAGCUGAUUGCUGUAGCGAAAGCCUUACCGGUGAAGAAGGCUCCAGGCCCGGACGGGGUUCCAAAUGUGGCCCUUAAAGCUGCGAUUCUGGAGAAUCCAGACAUGUUCAGGACUACAUUCCAAAAAUGCAUGGAGGAUGGUAGUUUCCCUGACAUCUGGAAGCGGCAGAAGCUGGUGCUGCUACCAAAGCCAGGCAAACCACCCGGCGAUCCGUCAGCAUAUAGGCCUAUAUGCUUGUUGGACACAGUCGGAAAACUGCUGGAGAGACAAGAGGAGGUUACUGGCGAGCGUGUCAUCAUCGAUCGUACGAUACGCAGCUCCAGCGUGGUCGAUGGCAUUGACAACAGCAAGGAACCGAGCCCAGUUGAACCGCACUUUCAGACUGAUGGCAAUGCGCGUGACAAAUUUGGCCACGCAAGGUCGCCGUUGUGUGUUGAGUGCCAGGAAACAGAAGAAACGCCGGAGCACGUAAUAUUCAGCUGUCCACGGUUUAUCCAACCGCGUAGCGAAAUGACUGCCAUCGUUUGCGCCGAUGUCAGUGUGGAGAACAUCGUUCAAAGGAUGUGCAGUGACGAAGGAAAAUGGAACGCGGUGAACCGGACAGUUGUUCAGAUUAUGUCCACACUGCAGAGGAGUUGGCGAGAAGAGCAGCGUCAAAUGACCUAG